UGUAGCCUAUCGUACAGGCCCGCUGCAUAAAAGGCUAGGUCCUUCGUCAGUUCAAACAUCUUGCAUAGUGGUAUGCAGAAGGUGUUGCCAUAUGCUGCAACAAUCGCCUUUUCUUCAUCGGUCCCGACGUGGUCACUGGCACUGACCUGCAGGGCCCUGAUGGUCCCGUCGUUAGGGUUAAUGCCCUCUAAAACAAGGUUGUUGUCCCUAUCAAAUUUUGGCAGCCAUAAGUCCCUAUAUACGGCUAGGAUAUUGUAAUCCGACAUGUUCUGUAUCUUGUUGCCGUUCAAAGUGAUACGUAGGUUCUUUACCAGGCUUUUACCAAUGUUACUAACAAUGGUACGUUUCGUGUUGGUCUCCGUCAGCGUCAGGUCAAAUAAGAGUCUGAUGGACCCCGGAAAGAUGACACCAUUCCCGGAUACAUUAGGCAUAUGCACAUGCAGGUCCUCUUUCUUGGUGAUGGUUGAAGGUAUGUGACUUAUCUAAACCCUUUGUUUUCGGCCCUUUAUACCAAAGAGUUGCUUCAUCUCUGCAUAGGGGUCUAGCGUCGUUCCAAAUGCAGUCAUGUUUAUUAUAUAUAGGAAAUCUUUAAAUAAAGAAUGCCAACCAAUCCAUUAUUUGUACCUGACAUUGAUAUUGAUGUUGAGGAGGAGGAUGGAGGCCAUCCAGAUAAGCCAGAUGAUACUACGUCAAAACUCCCCGGAACGCCAAAACUUCCCGGAACAUCGGGGCCUUCAACAAAACAUCAGCAAGGGGAUACACUGACCGGGCAGAGGCAAAAACUACUAAAAAAAAACUACUAAAGAUUGAUGGCCUUUACGAUCGUGUUACGGAAAAAAUGGGGUUGCAGCGCAAUGCGAUAUAUUAUAUGUUCAGGAAAGAGAAGGGGAAUCAACUAAUUGUUAAGGAGAUAGUGAAGGGCAAGAAAACCUUCAAGGAAAUAGUGGUUAUAAAUCAAAGUGGUAGCCUAAAAACUGUUGGUCAGAUACAAACGCUCCGGGGUAGUAAUCGCCUGCAAGCCCUGGGGUUUGUCGACUAUGUUACACCCAAUAAAGGUGGUAAAUAAAAUAGAGGAGGAGGCCGAACAUAUUGAGAUGGAAUCGUUGGAGGAAAUCGAUGAAUUUGUAGAUGCCACGGAGAGCGUUAUACAAGACACUUCGUUUGUCGGGCCCGAUGAAGGUGGCAUCACCCCACGUGAAAGAAAGGGACUUGACCUCGAACUUCAGACAUUAAGGGGUAAUUUGAAAAGUCUGAAAAACAAGAUGAUCCUAUACGACAGCGAGAUGAACAAGGCAGAGGGCAGGGUGAAAGAACUUGAGAAGCAGAAGGUUGGGGCGGACGAAGGACAGCAAGCUAACCUUGAAAGGGAAAUAGAAAAGGCGAAGAAAGAGAUUAAGGAUCUGAACGAUAAAAAGAAGGCCAUAGGGGAAGCACACGGCAUACUAUCCACCGACAUAUACGCCCAACUGAGACACAUCAAAGACACGCUGUUGAAAAUCGCCAAAGAUAACACAACUCUGCUUGAAAAGCUUAAAAUCCUCUUCAAAGAGCAUGAUAUAACUAUAGCGAGCAUCGUCUCGGCAAUGGACUACUGA
Molecule: messenger RNA, 1595 nt
Organism: Hydractinia symbiolongicarpus
Lineage: Eukaryota; Metazoa; Cnidaria; Hydrozoa; Anthoathecata; Hydractiniidae
Exons: 2
Coding region: 1038-1595 (185 amino acids)
Source: RefSeq, a predicted model, not a curated record